AUGGACAUGUGGAUUUGCCAGCAGGCAGCAGGCACAUUCAGGGUGGAUGAAAAUCCUUACUUUGAAAAUAAAGUUCUCUCCAAAGAAUUUCAUCUGAAUGACAAUGGUGAUCUAUCUUCAAAUUCCACUGAAAUCAAAUGGAAAUCUGGAAAGGAUUUGACGAAACGUUCAAGUCAAAUGCAGAAGAAAGACAGCAGAAAGAGGCAGCAUGAAGAACCAGAGAACUUCUUUACCUGGUUUAUUGACCAUUCUGAUGCAGGUGCUGAUAAGUUAGGAGAGGUCAUUGAAGAUGACAUUUGGCCAAAACCAUUACAGUACUACUUGGUUCCUGAUAUGGAUGACGAAGAAGAAGGAGCAGAAGAUGAUGAUGAUGAUGAUGAAGAUGAGGAAGGAUUAGAAGAUAUUGAUGAAGAAGGGGGUGAGGAUGAAGGUGAAGAAGAUGAUGAUGAAGGAAAGGAAGGAGAGGAGGAUGAAGAAGAUGACUAAUAGAACACUGAUAGAUUCCAACUUUCCUUUUUUAAAAAUUUUCUCCAGUCCCUGGGAGCAAGUUGCAGUUUUGUUGUUGUUGUUGUUGUUUCCCCUCUCGUGCUCAGUCACCCUGUUCUUGAGGUCUCUUUUCUCAACUUAUUUUGGGGGAAAUACCUUGAGCAGAAUACAAUGGGAAGUCUCUACCCCUUUCUGCUCGAAAUUCAUUUUUAUUGCUUACUAUCUGAAUAAAAACUGUAUGGAAUCAACACCACCGAGCUCUGUGGGAAAAAAGAAAACCCUGCUCCCUUUGCUCUGCUGGAAGCUGGAGGGUGCUAGGCCCCUGUGUA
Chlorocebus sabaeus (green monkey) is the source of this 815-nucleotide messenger RNA. Lineage: Eukaryota; Metazoa; Chordata; Mammalia; Primates; Cercopithecidae. The record is from RefSeq and is a predicted model, not a curated record.